Anopheles funestus (African malaria mosquito) is the source of this 9171-nucleotide messenger RNA. RefSeq lists its product as uncharacterized. The record is from RefSeq and is a predicted model, not a curated record. Gene Ontology annotation, cellular component: ER to Golgi transport vesicle membrane; endoplasmic reticulum exit site. Lineage: Eukaryota; Metazoa; Arthropoda; Insecta; Diptera; Culicidae. The transcript is spliced from 18 exons. Gene Ontology annotation, biological process: autophagy; COPII vesicle coat assembly; Golgi organization. The coding region runs from base 417 to 7709 and encodes 2430 amino acids.
ACUUUGCUUGCAUUUUGUCAUUCCUCGAAUGAAAGUUCCAACUUGGCAUUCAUUUCUUGUUUUCGACGGUGGAAAAGGAUAUCAAUUUUUCUCUCCACAGCGCGAAAUCUGUCCGGUUUUGUCUGUGAUCGAACGGGACUACUUAAGUCCUGUUUCUCGUUCUGUGUAAUUUGUGCAAUCGUUUAUCUAUUCGUCUAAAGACGUUAUAUAGAGUCAGUGUUGUUCUGAUCGUCAACACCAAAGUGCAAAAAAAAGUCGAAGAGUUCCGUACCAUCGCAACGAAUACGAAGAAUGCUGGAUUUGGUUUAGUGUUUAGUGUUAUUACUUGGCGUUUGACCGGUGCCACGCAUUAAGUCUGGAAGUGUGUCCGGCAAAGACACGACUGGUGACCGGUGUUUCCCGGUUGUGGCAGAAGGAUGGCGGAACAGUUUUCUGCUUCAGCCGCUUUUACGAACAUGAACAACAACACGGACGGGUGGGGUGAUGAUUGGGGCGACUGGAAUGACAACGCCGGUAUGGCAGUGGAUGCGGCAAAGCCUAAACCAAUUCCUAACGUGCAAGCCUCACAGAACGCUCCUGCUAACGCAUACCUCCUACAGCAGCAGCAGCAGCAACAACAUCCUCAACAACAUCUGCAAACACAAUAUCAACCACAGCAAAUGAAUCCGCUCACGCCGGGUGCCACGUAUUUGAGCUGUGGAGCAAACCGAAUGGAUCAACACAAUCACAACUAUUUGUCGAACUUUUCGCAAGGCAACGGUGGAUACCAGCAACAGAUGAUGGCCCCUACCGCGGGUAAUCAAUAUUCUACCACGAAUUAUGCAUCUCCCCAGCCUGGGUACGGACAGACAAAUAAUUUCUUCAACGCACCAUCUCCACACGUGGCACCAUCAUCACAGCGCCCACCUUCGCAUCCGCCAGCUUCGACAACGCCCCAGCUGGUACCGACCUUCAGUCAGACCAUUUCCGAUAGCUUCGACACAACGGCGGGGAACAGCUGGAACUGGACCGUGCCGGAACCAGCAAACCAUGCACAGCAAAGUGUUUCAAAGUUGCAAACGGAUGGAAAUGUCACGCCUAAACAAUCGCAACAAUCUACGGCGCAGCUACCGCCGCAGUACGAGGACUUUCCGCCAGCGGGCAACGUACCGUCAGCAAAUGCUCAAAUACAGCGUCUGAAGGCGGAAACACUUUCACCACAGUGGUCAAUCGAAAGCCAGGUGUCGUCUAGCGAUCGUUCACUGGAGAGUGACCCUAGCGGUGACAAUAGAGGCACAUCUCACCCCGUGCCCACCGGCAUGCCCUCGGAUGAGGAUUUGACCAACGGUGGAAAGGGAUCAUUUAGCAUUGGAAAAACAUCAGGUGUGGAAAAUUCCGAACGCCAACAUACAUCCUACGCUACACCGUUUCCGACAUCUACUGUAACAUCCUCCCUGGAUGGUGUUCCGGAUAAGCUAGAUGAGGUUUUGGAAGCGUUAAGCAUUAAACAAGAAGCAACAGAAAGUGCUGGUGGUCACGCCAACCUUGAGAGCAACUUUCGGGGAGAGCAAACAUUUCCACCGCCACCGCCUUCGAUCGUCGGAACGGCCGCUGCAGGACCGCUCGUGAAUGAAUCGUUAUCGCACGCCUCUAAAUCAUUAUCUACAACACCACCCUUGCCACCACCGCCGAUCGAUAAUGCAACGGUGGCACCUUUGGUAGCUAGUGGAGGACCUCCACCUUCAUCCAUGUCCGGACCGCCAAUGGUUAGUGGACCACCACCGAAAGCAAUGCAAAUUGCCGGCUCAAACCCGUUCAAACGAACCGGACCCCGGUCCCAUACUGCCACGCCGGGAUUGGGCGUCGGAUCGGCGUCUGCAUCGAUUGUACCACCUUCGGCGAAUGCUAGCGGAUCGUUCUUUUAUCAGCAACAGACACAACAGCCGGCAUUACUGCAACCGGCACACGUAGAGGAAGUGCAUGGUAAUAACAUCGAAACAUUGACACCCGAAAAUCAGGAAAUUCUCGUCGAAACGCGCAGCGAACAUGCAAUGGAAAAUCAAGAAAUUGCUCCAAACAACGAUCGAAACCAGUACCUCCAGACGGGCCACCUGUCGGAGGAUGGUUACGGUGCAGAAACACCAUCCGCUAGUGUCAACUCGCGCGCUGCUCUGCAAGCGGUCAGUGGAUCCGAGAUGGAUGCUAAUCACGGUGACGCUAACGAUAGUCGUCUUCCACCGCCGGGUCUGGCUCGAUACGUGCCGGGACAGAACGAACAGGCACCGGAACCGUUUGUCCAAUCGAGCGUGGUUGGACAAAGCUUUCCGGAACCACCACCCGGACUGGACCGAAUGGUGCCCGGGAUGGAUCUGCAGAACGUGUCGGAUCUUUCGCUCGAGCGUCAAGCGGAUGGUGAGGUGUCGGAUAGUACGCCAGCACCGGCCAUUAUGCCAACGGUUGCACUGAGUGCUAGGAACGAUCAUCUGCAUCAUCACCAUAAUCAUCACGGGCACCAUCAUCAUGAGCGACGCGUCGAUAUGAGCGAUCGUAACCUUUAUCGCGUUCCGGGCGAAGAUGACAAUCACAACCAUCACAACCAGCAGCGGGUGGUGCCGGGCGGUGGAUUAGAAAAUGAACGUCCCAUGCCCACAUCCGUAUCCGGGCCGAGCGCUGUUCCGAUACCGGGAACGUCGAACACCUCAGGGGUAAUAAAUACUGUAGCGACGCUUGACAUGCCCGAGGAGCAGCGGGAAUUAGUAAUGGAUGGAGAAAAUCCAGACGAUCAACGGGAAGAUUCGUUGGUGGGAGGAAACGCCGUACCGCUAAUGUCGGCACCCGUUUCUAGCUCAAACGCUGCUGGUGGACCGAUUGCCCUGGAAACGGAAUCGAAUGUUACCGCCGACACGUCACGCCUGGAACCGUCGAACACGUCGACGGCGGACGAAAGCGAUAAGGGUGGGUUUUACGGAGCCGGUGGCAGCUCGAAAGGUGCCGGUCGGCGAGAGGACGACAAUCUUCGACGGUCGAACAAAAGCAAAAGCUCGCGAGAUCGGUACGAUACCGAGGAUAGCGAUUACAGCGAACAUGAGCGACGUCGGCGUGAGCGUGAAACGAGCGUCGGAGUUGCGGGUGGUAGUAGUGCGGCAGCCGACUCCGGCACCCAACGGCACGAACGAUCGCGUCGCACCGGUGGAAUGGCGGGUGAUCGUGAGAAGGAUAAGCGCAAGGAUAAUGGACGCGAUCGCGAUAGGGAUCGGGAACGCGACCGGGAUCGUGAUCGCGAUCGUGAUUAUGACUAUCGCGAUCGUGAUCGUGAAAGAAACAGAUACGACCGCGAACGGGAACGCUAUGGACGCGGUAGUAAGUAUGAUCGCGAAAGUCGCUACGAAACCGACGGUUCAAAGUACGAAACCGAACGAUCGACACGAUACGAUAAAGAAGACAAACGAUACGGUGGUUCUACACGCGACGAUUACUACCGAAAGCGAGACGAACGAGGACCGACGGACGAUGUGCGUGGUGCGGCGGGACGGGACCGCGAUCGGGAUACGCUUGAAAGACGGCAAAGAAAGGAAAAGGAACGGGCCGAACGCUACCGCGGUGAUGAGCGUAGGAAAGAUGAUCGCUACCGGGAAGGUGAGAAACGACGCGAUCGCCACGAUCGGCGCUACGAUCCGGAAGAUUAUCGUGCGGGCAGCAGAAAUGGUACCGAGCGUGAUCGUACCCGGGACAGCCGUGAAAGGGACGAGCGUAAGGAGAAGGAUCGCAAGUAUAUGAGCGCAGCCGGCGGUUACGGUAUGGUAGUUACCGAUCCAACCGGUGCUUACGGUCCAUCAAGCGGGUACUACGAUCCGUACAGCUACUAUGCCCAACAUCAGCAGUAUUACGAACAGCUGCGACGUACGAAUCCGCAAGCGUACGCCGAAUGGUACCGUAGGUAUUACGCGCAGAUACAGGCGAGUCAGAUGCAGCGCGAUCUACUAACUACGGAUGGGCGCGAGUCGGUACAUUCCGGGCGCAGCUCAGCAAACGAUAAGGAACGGUUUAAUCGGACCACACCGUUUAUGCAUCCGCCCGGUGUGUACAAUCCCGAGGAAUACCAUCGCCAUUUCAAUAAUCAAUCGUUACCAUCGGCUGCCGCCACAACCGGUGUGGCCGGUCCGAGUUCGCUGCUCGACCAAACCUAUCUGACCGACGUGUCCGGUCAGCCGUCAUCACUGCCACCGAUGUUCCACCAUCAUGUGCAUGCAUACCAGCAUCAAACGCAGCAACUACACCAGCAACAGCAACAGCGGGCAAACACAUCGUUGGCAAUGGACCGAACGUACCAUAGCGAGGCGGGCGGAUACUUUCAACCAAGAAUCGAUCAAAUUGAUGCGUCUGCUAUUAAAACCGAUCCGGCAACAGAGCUCACGAUGAUGGAACCGGAACGCUUGACACCACGAAAGUUUCCGGAAAUUCAUCCCAUCGUAAGCGUGUCUGCCGGUUUGCUCAUUUCGACCAAAAAUCGACUGACCAUGAACGGAAUGGCAGAUACGGUUAAAAUAUACAGCUUAGGAUACCAUGAUGCUAGUAGAAAACUGUUCCAAACGUACCCGGGACCGCUCGUGAAGGGAGUCACACAUAAAAAGUCCGUCAUUGAAUUCUGUGAGGAGCAGCUGCGCCAAGGACCUCCUUACAGUGGUGCAUUGGCAUUGAUUAAAUCGCGCGGCAAUUCGAUCAACAGCCUUCAUUCGUCUUCACUUGCUGCUGGUGUUAAUCGUAGCUCCUUUGCCCUGCUGUGGAAUUACAUCAUUCUAUUGCUAAGACAAAAUGGCACAUUCGUUGGUACAGAUAUCUCGGAACUGUUGAUGCGUAACAAGGAAGAAUAUCCGUUCGAGUCGAUUCAGGCUAGUGUAGCACGUUCUGCUAAUAUAAGUGGACGCAAUUCGUCGCUAUCCCAGGCAGCUGCAGAACGGGAAGCAGAUGCCCGACAGGAAGGGGACAGUGAGGAAGCGGGCGAUGCUCCGUUGGAUGGUGAUGGGGCACAUGAGGUGUUGAAAGAUUCGCUUGCAGAAGGCGCACCGAAGGCACUGUCUGAGCAAGAGAUUACGGAUAAGUUCCGCAGCUAUCUGCUCUAUGGAAACAUUAGUGAAGCCCUCGAAUGGGCAACCGAGCAUAAUCUCUGGGGCCACGCGCUAUUCCUCGCUUCGAAGGUAGACUCGCGGCAGCAUGCUAACGUGAUGAUGAAGUUUGCCAAUAAGCUGACGUUAAACGAUCCGCUACAAACGUUGUACCAGCUGUUAAGUGGGAGAACUCCGGCCUCUGUUACGAGUGUUUUGGAUGAAAAGUGGGGUGACUGGCGGCCUCAUUUGGCGAUGCUGAUGUCGAACAGUUCCGCCAAGCCGGAGCUGAUCAAAAAGUCGAUCACAACGCUCGGCGAUACGUUGCUUCAUCGGGGCGAUCUGUAUGCAGCACACUUUUGCUACCUCCUGUCCGAUGUGGCCUUUGGUCGGUUUUCUGACGUUAAGCAGGAUGUGACCGUUGGUGGCAAUGGUACCGUCCGGUUGGUGUUACUCGGUGCUGCACACCAGAACCGCAGCUUCCGUGAGGUGUCUACCAACGAGUCGGUUAUGAUGACCGAAAUCUACGAGUACGCACGAUCGCUGAACGAAGAUCGCUAUUCAAUUGCGGAGUUACAGCGUUACAAAUAUCUGCUAGCUUGCCGUAUGCUUGACCAGGGUAUGCAACUGAAAUGUUUGCUCUACAUGGAACAAAUAGCGGACCAAAUACAGUACGAUCCUUACAGCUUUGAUACUGAUUUUGUGCGAAAGGUAUAUACGCUUGGUGAUCGAUUGAAGUAUUACGAUCCGGUUAUGGAAAAGGCGUUGGAUGAAUCAGUAAACAACACCGGGCGCGGUAAUAUCUACGCGAACGUAGAAGAUCCGCAAUGGUUGAAACGAUUGAACGAAAUACUACUCAACAGUUCGUCAAAUGGUGCCUCACAUUACAAUAAGCUUAGCGAUGGUCAAGUGACGUACGAUUACAACAGCUACGGCUAUACUGCGGAUCAAACACAGCCUGUCGUUGCUGCAGAUCAAGAUCGGCAGCAUUCCGUUCCGGAACCGCCAAACGCGUCGGAAUCGAACGAUAUUAACAAACAGUUUAACGAAAUUAGCCAGCAGCUUGGUCAGCUUAAUUUGCAGUACAGCGAACAGCAGCAAACCGAUGGACAGCAGUACCCAUCGUCGCAGCCCACUGUCGCACCGUACGAAUUGAACCCCGCGGUACCGAAUUAUGAUCAGGGCUACGAAUCGAUCAACCAACAAUCGUUGGUGGAUCCAGCGUUCGAUGAAUUGAAGAUGCAUCAAAUGAUGCUUUUCCAGCAGCAGCAGCAACUAAAUCAGUAUAAAAGCUAUGAUGAACAGCAACAGCAAGAACAGCAGCAGCAGCAGCCGCAGGGCGGCACUAGCUUUUUUACACCUGCUCCAGCAAACAAUGAAGCAAUGGGAUCCGGAAUGACGGCACCGUAUGAUGCAGGAUACUGGGGUGCCGCUGGUAACAGUGAGCUACGAUCACAGGAACAGACGUGGCAACAGCAUCAUCAUCAUCAUCAUUACCAACCGGAUGAGGAGGAACACGAUCUGGACGAGGAGGAUGAAGAGCAGAAGGAUUACGAUCGUAGCUCAUUGUCGCCUUCUCCCGCAAUCGAUGCGAUACAGGAGGAAAUGGCUGAACGUGAUUGUAGUGCCGCAUUCGAUUAUCACCGUACAUCGCAACUGCAACGGGAUGCGUGCGCACCGAAACCGACGAUCUCAAUGCCAAAUUCUGUUUCGAAGCGGCCCGGAUUCGGCGAUGAUACCGAUGACGAACGGACGGGCGGACAAGGUGCAAUGGCCGGGAAAGGGGCACCCGGUGGUAAACCACAGCAAACGUCGAAUGUAACCGCUCAGCCGAAGAAAGGCCCCGCUGGCAAGGAUGGAAAAACUGCUGCUGGAACAGCUGGCGCAAGUGCGCAAGGAUCUGGAUGGUUCGGAGGUAUAUGGAACAAGCUAUCGCUAAAGCCGAAAAAUCAGAUGAUACUGCCCGAUGAUAAAAAUCCAAAGAUUGUUUGGGAUGAAGUAACAAAACGAUGGGUAAAUACGGAUGAAAAUGAGACCGAAGCGGAAGCAUACAAACCACCGCCGAAGAUGUCCGAUCUCGUCCCGGCUGGCCCCGCUGCUGUGGGCGUUCCUUCCCAAAUGAGUCCACCGGGUGCUGCUGCAGGACCAGCCGUACCGCAUGCGCCAUUGCAAGAUUCUGGCCCAGCUUAUCAGCAACCAGCGUCCAACGUGAUGGGCGGAAAUGAUGGUAUGGAAAUCCGUUCCUCACAACCAAUCGGUGGUGUUAAUGUGGCUGGUGUAAUGCAAUCGAAUGUUGCCAACGUUAAUGCUGCUGGUCCGGUAGGCGAACCGACGAAAGUGCCCACACUGCAGUCAAACAUGUACAAAAUGCAACGCAACCGAACCCUGAAACGAUCCUACGUUGAUGUGUUCAAUCCAUCCGGUGCGGCUCCGAGCAAACCCACGGAACCUGUACUAGCACCAUCUGUUCCCACGUUGCCUAACGCUCCGGGUGGCUUUUUUGUCCCCGGAGCAGCAGCUCCCAGUACGGCUGGAGCAGAACAGCAACCGGACAAUGCACCUGAGGGAAUGCCACAGUUUUACAACCCUAAUCAAUUUGCUGGUGGACCCGGUGGUUAUCAACAGUAGUAACAAACUGCUUACAGAAACCUCAGUCGAUUAACUCAGGAUGAUGAAGAGAGGCGGCCACGAUACAAUUGCCGGCCCUUCUGCAGAACGGGCGAAAUCCUGUUCAGUUUGUUUUUUGCUGAAGAAUUUAUUGCUUCACCAUCGCAUGGACACCGAGGUUUGCUAACAGAAAAGUAUCAACCAUCAUUCAAAACACAAGUUUAAGUUCCGUAGUGUGCAUCCCUUGUUUUACCUGCGUUUAUGUUAUAUGUAUUUUCAAUGUUUUUGUGUUAUCUUCACCCUUCCCGUGGCUUCCGAUUCUUAUUGCACAUUAUUUUGUGUUUUUUUUGUUUUACUACUUUAAGUUGAUAUCAAUGUUAAAAUGAGACGCGAAGAAGCGAACAACGUAUACAAUUAUCAAAUACGGUCGAUUUGCAAUCAGACGUUCGCAGUUUUUCGGAAAGUAGUUGAAGCGAAAGCUGUACAUGUAUAUUAGCUCUGUAUCGAAUGGGUUUUUUUUUUACAAAAAAAGGUUCCGGUUUUCGUUGCGAAAACACGACUGAACAACUUGAAGCGCAAUAUUCGAAUAUAGGAAGCAGGGUGAAAUAUUAUGUGCAAACAAAUACCAAACCCAGAGCAGCAAACGAUACGUUUGUUGGUUACUUUCGAACCUUUCGUUCGACGAGUUCCUUCCCUGCAUUGGUGGUUUGUGAUGUGUGUUUUUUUUUAAGUUAGGAACCACGACCUAGAAGCGUUCGAUUUCGGUGGUAUAUUGUAAUCUAUUGGUUUGUUAAAGUGUUAAAUUGUUUUAUAUGACGUUAUGUUCCAUGUACGCUCUUCGUUCCAUAUAAUCAAUUAGAGAGAAAACAAUACAUUUUUAGGCUAAGAGCCCCGCUACGCAGUGGAACACUGGAUGACAUUCUUAGUGAGAAUUAUGUUCAAUUUUCUUUUUAAAUUUUGUUGACGGGUAGAAACGAACAGAUUAUUAUUAUGAUUAUCAAAAUAUCCCUUUUGUUACAUAAGUUGAAAAUUUGUAUAUGUUUUAAUGUGAAGUAUCUAAAUAGCAAUGUUUUGCGUACUGGAGAUGGUGCCUGGAUUGAAACAAAAAAAACGAACGAUGCAUACAAUCCUGCAAUAUAGAAGGGGAAAAGUAUCUAUAGUAGUGAGUCCUUGUGAUAUGGUAUAUCGUUUAUUGGGUUUGCUUUUAUACUUACGUUUGCCUGUAUCGAUCCCUCGUUAUUUCGUUACCUUUUUUUAAUUUUUGCUACAUUGUUUGUAUCUCAACUUUUAUCCUAAGUGUACGAUGAAAAGACACGCAAACACUCCUAUACUCGGCGGACAGGUUUAUUUGCAAAUAAAAAGGUUAAACGAACCGAACAGAACUGCAGCAGAAAAGCGCAUAGAAAAACGGGAUAUUAUGAAAUGUAUAAUGUAUUUAGCCCAAUUAUCGAAGAAUAAAUUACACUAUAAAAUAUUAUUACAA